AUGGCGCCGGCGUGGCCCAUCCACGUUUCACGCACUCCAGUCCCUGCCCCUGUGCCUGAGCCUGCGUCUCCGAAGGACCACGGGGUGUCGGCGAACAGAGGCGGGGCGUCUUCCUUUGGGGAUGCUCCCGUCACCACAUCGUGUCCUCACUGCCACAAAGCAAUCACCACAACGAUCUCCUACAGGCACUCUUGCGUCGGAGUCACAAUCUGCCUCUUGACGGCUCUGCUGCUCGGUUGGUACGCCUUCUGCCUCGUCCCCUUUCUCUGGCUAGGCCUCAAGGAUGCAGUCCAUACGUGCCCGUCAUGCAGAAACUUGAUUCACCGGCACUCACGGAUCCACAUCCCGGUUUCUUCCCUCCGGGAUGAGGUCGUGACCGUCAAGUGCGGCAGCUGUGCCGUGGUCCUCUCUCGUCGCUACUUCCUUCUUUUCUCCGUGAUUCUGUUUCUUAUUCUCCUCUUUUACGUCUUGCGUGCUGGGUGGCUCGGCAGCGCCUUGGACGUCAUCCCUAAAGGUCCCCUGAUCGCGUCCUCGUGGCGAGACUUUUAUCAAGAAUGCGGGCAGAGGAGUCAACUGGGGAAUCCGCUCUCAGCUGCCGGGAACUUCCGCGAGCACUUUUUGGGGAAGACAGUGAAGUGGGAAGGUCUCGUCAAGCAAGUUAAAGAAGGAACCUUCAGCUCAAACUUCCUCUUCCUGGCGAUGUACCCCACGAUGACAAAUGAAGGUCGCGGCAACGUGGACAGCCGCAGCGCCGGCAGUCUGGGCUCCGCAGGCCGAGGCAACUCGAGCUUGGCUUCGCUCUUGUUUGGAGACGAGGGCGAAGAGGGCGGCGAGAUGGGAGACAAAGGAACGGGACGGGGCAAAGGGGACGGCGAACAGGCGGGCCAGCGGCAAGAGGAGGAAGCGGAUCUCCUUUCGUUGGACGAGGAAAACCGAGGCAUGCAGGGAGAUGGAGCUGACCUCGCUCUUGCCUUCAGUGAAGAUCUGAACGGCAAGGUCGCGCAACUCGUGCCAGGAGAUAAAGUCGCCUUCGAGGCCACUCUCGUCGAGCUAGGAAGAAGGCAAGUGAUUCAAAGUGCUUUCGUGCGCGGUGUCCGUCUCAAGGACUGGGUUUUUGCUAGGCUUUAUUUUUCACUUUCAAGAGGCAGGCCGUCCCUGGGGCGUCUGUGGGCGGUGGCGGUCGUGGAGACGUGGGAAGACAGGAAGAAGCGACUGCGCGAGAAGGCUGAAGAGGAGAGCAAUUUCUUCCAGCACUUGUUCCCAUCCUUCGCGUCCCCGUUCGGGGGCUUCAGUCCGCUGUCGCUGAUGGGCUCGCUGGGCGGUCGCGGCGUCAUCGUGGUGCGCCGGCGGAUCAUCACUUCCGACAGUCCCUCGCCGUUUUCCUCGGUCGGCCCAGUGUGGCAGUCUGCGGGAAGCUUGGAGAACGACGCAGGCGAAGGCGUGGUUCGUGUCGUCAGCAUGGCUGGGACGGCCGGGCGGUCGGGAGAGGCGCACGAAGGCGCGGAGACGCACAACCGCAAACCAACGGGGAGCGAAGGCGCUGCGGCUUCAGAAGCCGCGCCCGGAGAGACGGGAAGCAACCCGGGGGAAGGGUCUUUCGCGAUGAAACUGGCUCAGCGAGCUCCCACGCUCUUUGGUGGAUUGGUGGAUGCGUCGGCGGGCCAGGACGCACAGCCCUGGGAGACGCUCUUGCAGCAGCUUCGCGAGAAGACAGAGGGGAAGGACAGUGGCGGAGGGGUGUUUGCGUCGCUGCAUUUGGACGGAGAGGAGGACGACCUCGAUCAUCUCCAGAACGACGCAGACUCCGACCUGGCGAAACGCUUGGACAGCGACACGAUCUGGAGAGGCGCCUGGGACGAAGACCACGACAUCGACGUCGAGGAAGGAUUCAAGCACGAGACACCAGGCGCGGCGCCAGAGGAAACGAAGCCGACGCAGGCGUCGAAAACGCCCGAAGCGAAGACCCCUCAGGGCAAAGUGUUCUCUGUCGGGAAGCCGCAGACGCAAGAGGCUGCGCGUGGUGGACAGACGAAGGGUGUCGGCAAGGCGGAGAAAGUCGGGAAAAAACCGGAAACGAGAGCAGCGAGUCGCGGAGAAGCCUCCGGCCAGAAGGCGAAGCGGGGAGCGAAAACAAACCAGAACGCACAGACACGCAACACUGGGAAGCCGCAUUCAAAAAAGCGGGCACCGCCAAGUUCUCCUCCUUCUCCUGUGCCUCCGCCUGCGCGUCAAGCUGCUCCGUCGCGUGAGGCGCCUUCGGAGAAGGGGCCGAAAGAGCAGGAAAAGGCCCACGGACAGCAGCCCGCUUCAGCCCGGUCAGAGGGCGAGGCUGAAGCAGGGAGAGGAGUUUCCCUUCCCCCUUCUUCGUAG
Neospora caninum is the source of this 2370-nucleotide messenger RNA. RefSeq lists its product as hypothetical. Gene Ontology annotation, molecular function: zinc ion binding. The transcript is spliced from 4 exons. The record is from RefSeq and is a predicted model, not a curated record. Bases 1 to 2370 code for a protein of 789 amino acids. Lineage: Eukaryota; Apicomplexa; Conoidasida; Eucoccidiorida; Sarcocystidae.